This is a messenger RNA of Mesorhabditis belari, 5349 nucleotides long. NCBI's taxonomy places the organism in Eukaryota, Metazoa, Nematoda, Chromadorea, Rhabditida, Rhabditidae. The record is from the annotation of a GenBank genome assembly.
AUGGCUUCAGCUUCGGACCAUCCGGAUCUUGGAGAUCAAAAUGAAGAUGAGCCUAUGGAGGAUGAAUCGAUGCUGACCAACGACGACGGAGAAGAAGUUGAUGAGCAGGCUGACGAGGAUUUCGGCGAAGAGGCUGAUGCCUCUUCUUCUGCAGCGAAGGGGAGGAAAAAGAAGGGACUCAAAGGAAAGAAAGGCAAGAAAGGAAGGAAGUCGCACGACAACACCGCUCCCGAUCCAGCAACUUCGACUGCCGCUGAAAUUGCUGCGUACUACGGAUACACCGACCCAUCCAUCGACUACACGGAGGAAGAUUUUACAAACAUUACUUCAUUAAAGGCUUGGGUGAAUCUCUAUCGUACCGGAGUAAUGGAGGCAAAUCCGGGCAUCAAUCAAACAAAGCUUCUCCCCUUGAUUAAUGCCAAGUAUCGAGAGUUUCAGGAAGAAGCUCGUGCUUCUGGGAAAGCUAUCAAUGCAAAGAAGACUGGUGUGAAAGCACCACCUACACCCGCUUCUGCAGAAAAAGUGGCUCCAAUCAAAAUUCGCAUUUCGGCUCGCAAAAAGGGUCGACGCGGUGGUGGUGAUGAUGAUGAGGAGGGCGGAGGAAACUCGGAUCAAGAAUUUGAAAAAUUAUUACGACAACACGAUAAGCAACUCGAUGACCAGGACCGAGAAAAGGAGGAGAAGAAACACGCCCGUGCUGUUGCCAAAGUCGCAACCAAGAAAGCUGAAUUGGAAAAGGUCGCUGCUGUCAGAAAGAAGAAACGUGAAGAAGGACAAUUGGAUGAAGAACAUCAAGACUAUUGCGAAGUGUGCCAGCAAGGAGGGGAGAUUUUACUUUGUGAUACGUGCCCAAAGGCAUACCAUUUGGUUUGCGUUGAUCAAGAUAUGGAGACCCCUCCUGAUGGUGUUUGGGCAUGCCCACAUUGCGAGCAACAUGGUCCACCAGCCGAGAAAGAGGAUGAAGCAGGAAGAGCUAAUCUGGAAUAUUGUCGUGUUUGCAAAGAGGGCGGAGGGAUGUUGCUCUGUGAUCAUUGCCCUUCGUCGUACCAUCCAUUCUGCAUGAAUCCUGUACCUGAUGCGCUUCCCGAAGAUGAUGAAGAAUGGGCUUGUCCAAGAUGCCUAACGGAACAACCAAAGCAAAGGCCAGAAAGGAUUCUCUCGUGGCGCUGGGUUGUUGUUCGCUACCCUGACCCAGAGACGGUUCCUGCCGAUGUCGACCCAUCAGAGCCUCGUUUGCGUCCCCCACGACAGAUGGCUCCUCGCAAGGAACGAGAGUUUUUUAUCAAAUGGAAGUACAUGUCAUAUUGGCAUUGUGAAUGGGUCAAUGAAAUGGUCCUCGACGUUUGGUACCCGCAAACUCUUCGAAUGUACUGGAGAAAAGCUGAUCCAGAAGUUCCACCGGAAAUCGAUGAUGGAUCUACGGAAGAUAUGACCACAGGGAGAAUCGACAACAAAGAAAAGGAAAGCGAUCCGCAUAAUAUGGAAGAAAAGUUCUAUCGCUAUGGAAUCAAACCGGAAUGGAUGCAAGUACAUCGCAUCAUCAAUCAUCAAGAAUACAGCAAGACGCAGUUUGACUAUUUGGUCAAAUGGAGGGAGCUCGUUUAUGAACAAGCGACAUGGGAACGAGAUGAUAUGGAUAUUGCGGGAUAUGAAGACGCCAUUAUCAAAUACUGGGCUCAUCGUGAGAAAAUGAAUGGCGACACUCCACCAAAACUCAUUCGCAAGAUUCUUGCUCAACGACGAGAGGAAAAGGGACUCGCUCCUGUAGAAGAAGAAGGAACCGAAAAGAAAAAGGAUAAGAAAAAGAAGGAUAAACCGUUGGUGGACAUCCGUAAGAAAUACGAUGCACAGCCCGAUUUCGUCACUGAGACUGGAGGAACUUUGCAUCCGUAUCAGAUGGAAGGACUGAAUUGGUUGCGACAUAGUUGGUCAAAUGGCACGGAUACAAUUCUUGCCGAUGAGAUGGGUCUUGGAAAAACAGUUCAAAGCUCAACAUUCCUUUAUACACUGAUGAAGGAAGGUCAUUCAAAGGGACCAUUCUUGAUUGCGGCACCACUUUCUACAAUCAUCAAUUGGGAGCGAGAAAUGGAAUUUUGGUGUCCCGACUUUUACGUCGUCACCUAUGUUGGAGACAAAGAUUCUCGAAUGGUCAUUCGCGAACACGAAUUCUCAUUUAUGGAAGGGGCUGUGAGGACUGGAGUGAAGGCUAGUCGAAUCAAAACAGAGCAGGGAAUCAAAUUCCAUGUGCUUCUCACAUCAUAUGAAUUGAUCAACAUCGAUAAGGCCAUUCUUUCGUCUAUUGAAUGGGGAGCAUUGGUGGUCGACGAGGCACACCGUCUAAAGAACAACCAGUCCACUUUCUUCAAAACGCUACGAGAAUUCAGGAUUGGCUAUCGUCUUUUGCUUACCGGAACACCACUACAAAACAAUUUGGAGGAACUGUUUCAUCUUCUCAACUUUUUGUCUGCUGAUCGCUUCUAUGAUUUGGAAUCAUUUACUCAAGAGUUUGCCGAAAUCUCCAAAGAAGACCAAAUCCAGAAGUUGCAUGCUCUUCUCGGACCCCACAUGCUUCGACGACUCAAAGCUGAUGUACUUGCGGGAAUGCCUAGCAAAAGUGAACUUAUUGUUCGAGUCGAACUUGCUUCCAUGCAAAAGAAAUACUACAAAGCUAUUCUUACACGGAACUUCGAAGCGCUUUCCGUAAAGAGUGGCGGAUCUCAGAUAAAGUUGAAAGAUGGCGGUCAUCGCGUCUUGAUCUUUUCACAGAUGACUCGGAUGUUGGAUGUUCUAGAAGAUUUUUGCGAGAAUGAAGUGUACAAAUAUGAACGAAUCGAUGGCUCUAUCACAGGACAACAACGACAAGAUGCUAUCGAUCGAUUCAAUGCUCCUGGUGCUCUCCAAUUUGUUUUCCUUCUUUCAACACGUGCUGGAGGUCUUGGAAUUAAUUUGGCCACCGCGGACACUGUUAUCAUUUAUGAUUCGGACUGGAAUCCGCAUAAUGAUAUCCAGGCCUUUUCUCGAGCGCAUCGUAUUGGCCAACAGAACAAAGUGAUGAUCUAUCGUUUUGUCACCAGAAACUCUGUUGAAGAACGUGUCACUACAGUAGCGAAAAAGAAGAUGCUUCUGACUCACUUGGUUGUUCGUGCUGGAAUCGGUCAGAAAGGACCAGGAAUGAGCAAGAACGAGUUAGAUGAUGUGCUUCGAUGGGGAACAGAAGAACUCUUCAAGGAUGAUGGAGAAGAAGGCGGUGCAGAAGGAGGGGAGAAGAAGCCGGGAGAUAACGAAAUUGUCUGGACCGAUGAAGCUGUAGAAAUGCUGCUUGAUAGAACUCGAGGAGAUGAAGAAAAGAAGGAAAAAGAGAAAGAGGGCGAAAAGAAAGAACAUUGGACCAACGAAUAUCUUUCUUCAUUCAAGGUUGCUACCUACACGACAAAAGAAGCCGAAGAGGAGGAGGAAGAGCCAGAUGAUACAGAAGUCAUUAAGCAAGAAGGUGGAGAAGAAGACCCCGAUUACUGGGAGAAACUGUUGCGGCAUCACUUCGAGCAAGAACAAGAAACGGAAGCGCAAAAACUUGGCAAAGGAAAGCGUAUCCGCAAGCAAGUCAACUACGCAGCCGAGAAUAUGGGCGCUGAUUGGAAUAAGAAACAACAAAAUGACGACGAGGAUUUUGUUGCGUACUCUGGCGAAUCCGGGCACUCUGACGGAGAAGGCACCGAUGGAGAAUUUGAGGGAGACCGAAAACGAAAGGAGCGUGAUGGCGAAAAAUUGCCUCCAUUGCUGGCUAAAGUUAAUGGUCAAUUGGAAGUGCUUGGAUUUAAUCCAAGACAACGACGGGCUUAUUACAAUGGUAUCAUGCGAUGGGGCAUGCCUCCUCAGGAUUCGCAUGUCAGUCAAUGGCUGGUUCGCGACUUGAAGGGGAAGUCUGAGCGUGCUUUCCGGGCGUACACCUCUUUGUUUAUGCGCCAUCUUUGUGAGCCUGGUGCAGAAAAUCAAGAUUCGUUCAAUGAUGGUGUCCCGCGUGAAGGAAUGAAGCGUCAUGAUGUUUUGAGUCGCAUUGGAAUCAUGAGCCUCAUUCGCAGAAAAGUGCAAGAAUUUGAGGCGUUUAACGGCGAUUGGUCAAUUCCUGAAUUAAGAGAUCUCAUUUUGGCCACUGCUGGAGCAACAGAGAAUAACAGUGAAGUGAACAGCCGAGAAGCGAGCACAGCUCCUCCGGACGACGAGAAAAGUCAAUCAGCUCCUCCCAAAGAAGAAGUGGUUGAAAAUGGUGAGAAACCGGAAGAAAAUGGGAAUGUCGAAAAGAUGGACACUUCGAAAGCCGACACUUCGAAAGCGGACAUCAAAGACCCAAUUCGACAAUUGGCAACCGAUCAAACAAAGCAAAAUCGCCCUCCAUUCAAAUUCAAUAUUGCUGAUGGAGGCUUCACCGAGCUUCAUACUCUAUGGAUCAACGAAGAAAAGGCAGCAGUUCCUGGAAACGAAUUCGAAAUUUGGCAUCGACGACAUGACUAUUGGUUGCUAUCUGGAAUUGUCCUUUACGGCUAUGGAAGAUAUCAGGACAUUCAAGCUGACACUCGCUUCGGUAUCAUAAAUGAACCUUUCAAGAUGGAACUGGGCAAAAGCAACUUUUCUGAGAUAAAGAACAAAUUUUUGCAGAGACGCUUCAAGUUACUUGAGCAAGCCCUUAUCAUCGAAGAACAAUUACGUCGAGCUGCACAUUUAAAUAUCAUAAAUCAACCCACAAACGACGGAACUGAACAACUGGCGCAACGAUUUGCUGAUAUUGAAAAUCUUGCUGAUUCAAAUGCCACUAUUGCCAGGGAAUCGUCUGGCGGAAACAAAAAUGCCAACGUCAUAUUGCACAAGACACUCACCCAACUCGAAGAACUUCUGUCUGAUAUGAAGGCUGAUGUUUCACGGUUACCAGCUACUCUUGCUCGUCUACGACCGGUGACGAAUAGGCUUGGUAUGACGGAAAGAGCUAUCCUUCAGCGAUUGACCACAAAGGAUCUGGAAGCUGUAGCUGGUAAAAGUCCUUUGCCUCAACCCGGACCGUUUGUGACACCAACGAUCGGGCAACAACUUUCGGGAAUACAACCAAAGUUUGCCGCUCUCCAUGGAAAGGAUGAGAAGGAAAGUGAGGAAACAAAGGAGACAAAUCCGGAUCAAGAAGGCAAGGAGAAUGGUGCCGGCAAUUUACCCGAGCAAAACGAAGCAACAGUGGAGAAAAUGGAUGUUGAACAAGAGAAGCAAGCGGAGGAAGUCGAGGAAACGAAACCCGAUGUCGAAAAGGCGCCAGCAAAAGAGCCAGCCGCCCAGGACGAACCUAUGGACUUUUCGGUUAAUAAGGAA